GGCUAACUUCUCACUUCAGAGCUCCCCAGCAGCAUUCAGAUAAAAGAAAACAGAAUGAAUGUUACUGAAUUCAUCCUCAUGGGGCUGACGCAGAACCCUCGGCUGCAGAAAAUUCUUCUUUUGAUGCUUUUUAUCACCUACAUUGUCACUGUCACAGGAAACCUGCUCAUUGUGGGGACAAUAGUCUGUAGUCAGACUUUGAACUCCCCAAUGUACUUUUUCUUGGCUUUUUUAUCUCUGAUAGAUGCAUGCUACUCAUCUUCUAUCAUUCCUAAGAUGCUGGCAGAUUUGCUAUCAGAGACAAAAACCAUCUCAUUUCAUGGCUGCAUGAUGCAACUUUUUGUUGAACAUUUCUUAGGAGCCUCAGAGAUUGUCCUCCUUGUGGUCAUGGCCUAUGACCGCUAUGUGGCCAUCUGUAGACCUCUGCACUAUGUGACAAGGAUGAAUCAUCACAAUUGCUGUGUCCUAGUGGGGGUAUGUUGGAUAAUGGGUUUUUUCCACUCUUUUGGACAGAUACUAGUUACUCUCUGGAUUCCUUUCUGUGGCCCCAAUGUCAUGGACCAUUUCUGCUGUGACAUUUUCCCUUUACUACAAUUGGCCUGUGCUGACACUUUCCUUCUUGGUCUUCUCAUUGCUGCCAAUGGUGGUGUAAUCCCUGUGAUCACCUUCUCAAUGCUUUUGAUGUCCUAUGUGGUCAUUCUCUUCUCAUUGAGGACACAUAGCCCUGCAGGGAGGAGAAAGGCCCUCUCUACCUGUAGCUCUCACAUCACAGUUGUUGUCUUGUUCUUUGUGCCAUGCAUUUAUACAUAUAUGCGACCAGUGACAACUUUUCAUAUGGAUAAAGCCAUAGCAGUGUUUUACACUCUUGUCACUCCCAUGUUAAAUCCAAUUAUCUACACUGUAAGGAAUGCAGAGGUUAAAAAUGCCAUUAGAAUGAUACUAAAAAGGAAUUCAAUCUUGGAUAACAAAUGAUUUUAAUAUGAAUAUCUUACUUUGGUACUUUCCCACAAAAUUGCCUCUUACUAAUGAGAAGUAAAAUUAAAGAUCCUCAGUAGUGC
This is a messenger RNA of Arvicanthis niloticus (Nile rat), 1058 nucleotides long. Its product is annotated as olfactory receptor 4C3D-like. The record is from RefSeq and is a predicted model, not a curated record. Gene Ontology annotation, molecular function: olfactory receptor activity; G protein-coupled receptor activity. Gene Ontology annotation, cellular component: membrane. Gene Ontology annotation, biological process: G protein-coupled receptor signaling pathway. Lineage: Eukaryota; Metazoa; Chordata; Mammalia; Rodentia; Muridae.